Messenger RNA from Microdochium trichocladiopsis, 2466 nucleotides. RefSeq lists its product as uncharacterized. Bases 1 to 2466 code for a protein of 821 amino acids. The record is from RefSeq and is a predicted model, not a curated record. NCBI's taxonomy places the organism in Eukaryota, Fungi, Ascomycota, Sordariomycetes, Xylariales, Microdochiaceae. The transcript is spliced from 2 exons.
AUGUCCGCGACCCACGUCGAUGACGUCGACGCAUUCUCCCGCACGCUCUAUCGCCGAGCACGCACGGCCGGCCCUGCCUUCAGCGACAUUGCGUCUGUAGUCCGUAGUCUUCACACAGUUCUCAAGCACCUCAAGGUCGAAAUCGAGGACCCGGCCUCUCUUCUCGGCUCCGGCUCCAGCUCUGUCUAUGCUCGGCAGCUCACACCACUAGUCGAGGACUGCGACUUUGCCCUCCAGCAACUCGAGGUCGUUCUCGACAAGUCUGGCACAGAGACUGGCACCGGCGAGAGCGAAGCUCUUGGCGGGAAGGCCAUGCCAGGAGAAAAGGGCUGGGUCCUAGAGACUGGAGAGCGCGACCGACUCGAGCUGAUCCGCGCCAAGCUUGCAACCCAGAAGCUCAACAUCGACAUGUUCCUUGACACAGUCCAGCUGCGUAACACAACCAGGCGACGAGAAGUUGCUACAGCAGACACCAGCCAUGUUGACAUGGACUCGAUCAAGGACAAGGUUGAUGCCAUUGCCACCAGGAUCUGUCAUUUCAAGGAUUCAGACUCCGCCGAUGACGACGAGGAACUGUGGCAGAAGUUCCGCGACGAGCUCAUUCGCGAAGGCUUCUCAAAAGAUAUUUUGAGGCAGAACCAGGAUGUCCUCCGUGCGUACAUCCGCCAAUUGGACGAGCAGGCUCUAAGCCACGACGGCAACAUGCCCUCUGUUCGUGGCUUCCUUGAGAAUUACAACCCGGCGGACGAUCCGGGUCUGCAGCUGGCUCCGUAUGAAGAGUAUCCUGCACCAUCAGAGUUGAGUGCCAAUGCCAUGUACCACAGCCCCCGGCCAGAGUACACACAUAAGGCUGCCGCGGACGACACACAAAGUCUCGACCGGUACAAACCAGCCGCGCUGAGAGAGCAACAAUCGGCACUCUCAUACGAAUAUUACUCGUCCGACAAUGAAGAUAUGGACCCCGCCAAUGCCAUGGCAGUGAUGAGCACACGCGAUCUGAUGGCGAUAGACCGCCGCAGCAACGAUCUUGCUAUCGCUCAUGCCAACAGAGGUCUUCCAGCUCCUAACGAGCCGUACUUGAGUGGCAUGGACCAUCAUCCAGUAGGAUCCCCCCCAUCCACUCGCUACGUCCCACCGUCUGCGACCCUGCCAGUAUUGCUCCCGCCGCCAGCCUCUGACCACGGUGGUGACCUUGUUGGAUCUGACUGUCGAUCCCCACCGCCGCUGUUGCAUGGAAACUCCGUGUCGGCGCCACUGCUUGGCGCCGAGGAUGGCGGAUUACCAAGAGCCACACGCCUGGCCCCGGACAGUCAGGGCAACGACAUUCCGCUCGAGGCCAAAUGGACGCGUAUCAAGCGCAGUUUAGUUUCCAUCGAGGUUUUGGCACAGCGAGGACUUCGCUUUGAAGCACGCCCGACAUUUGUGGCAGUACUAGGUGCAUUGAGCCGGGAGAAAGUUGAGGAACUCGCCCGUCGCAGCGCCGAAGUUCGCGAAGCGCGUCGUGCACAUCAGACCAACGACGGGGCCAUGAAUGGUGCAGCAAAGCCAAGGCGAGCCGAAGAUCGCUACUACCCGGACAAGUAUCGGAAUUGGGACAUCGAGACGCCCAAAGACCCUAACCAUCAUGGCUAUACAAUCAAUCCAAGCGGCCGGCGGAAGAACAGCCAUGCCAGCGAGAUGAGCGAACUUUAUGAUACUAGUGAUGAGGACUCCGAGUCGGACUAUGGCUACACUGACGAGGAGGACCACUACCCACCUCCACCACGCCACAAGCCGCAACCAUACCACCAUAACCAAGAAGAUCUGCGAGCGAGAGGUGAUAGUGUGGUCAGUAACGGCAGUGCGGGGUCAGACCAGACGAAGGAAGAUGACGACAAAGGCACAAAAUCCUAUCCCUUUAUUGUCUCGGCUCCCCGGGAAGAGUCCAAAAAGACAUCCAACGGAGAAGGAGCCAGUCCAGCGGCCACAGUCCAGCCGAAGCCGAUCCUCAAAAACAAAGGCGAACCAACACACGUGCGUUUCGACACGGAGCCGCAGGUUCUUGACGAUAGCAUGAGCUCUCCCUCACGCAGCCUGCCUCGCCGUAGCGACAGGACUCAUGGCAGUGGGCGAGAGAAGAGCUAUCAUUCGGACCGAUAUCUCGAUCGAGAACGGGACCGAGAACGGGACCGGGACCGGGACCGGGAUCGGGAUCGGGCCAGGGAUCGUGAGCAUGGUAGCGACAGGUACGACCAGCGCCACCGUGACCGCGACGAGUAUCACCGGGACGAACACGAGUCCCGGUCGUCCCAUCGCCGCCGGGAGAGAGGAGAGAGCUUGUCGAGCAGUGCUCCAAGCUCAUACAGCCGCAAGAAGGAUUCCUCUUCGCGGCGGAGGACGCGCAACGGUGCGCUAAGCGCGGCUGGUAUCGGCGGUGCGGCAGCGAGUCUGCUCGCCGUGCUGACGGAGGCUGCUGCUGCGCUGUAG